This is a messenger RNA of Lemur catta (Ring-tailed lemur), 1204 nucleotides long. RefSeq names its product O-6-methylguanine-DNA methyltransferase (gene MGMT). Gene Ontology annotation, biological process: DNA repair. Gene Ontology annotation, cellular component: nucleus. NCBI's taxonomy places the organism in Eukaryota, Metazoa, Chordata, Mammalia, Primates, Lemuridae. The coding region runs from base 482 to 1093 and encodes 203 amino acids. Gene Ontology annotation, molecular function: methylated-DNA-[protein]-cysteine S-methyltransferase activity. The transcript has 5 exons. The record is from RefSeq and is a predicted model, not a curated record.
GUCGCUGCCUGCUAAGUCACGAGGUUUCUGAGAUUCGCCCUGUCUGGAAGGAGGCCGUUUGCUCUGUCACCCGUCUCUGUUUUCUACAGUAGACGUUACCGAGCGCUGCUGAAGUGCCCGGCCGCCCAGUGCUCCCUGCCCAGGCGGCCGCGUUCCGCGCGCGGGUGUGCCGCGCUAGCCUGGGGCAGCCAGCGGGCGGAGCGUGUGCUCCGCGGGGCACUUGCCAGCAGCCCACAGCCUGAGUCACUGUUUCUGGGAGGCCUGGCGUUAAUAGUUACAUUGAAAGAACUUCCCAAAGGGCCAGACACAGGGUCUGACACAGCGACAGUGGCCAGGAGCCAGCAGCGCACCAGCGUAUGACAGUAUUUCCCAAGUACGGUGACUGCUCGUACCACAGUAGUGAGGCAUAAUUUGGGUCCGUUGGGUAAGCUUGGUCAAAACUCGAAGCUCUGCGGUGACUUCUGUGUGUGUGUUUGUGGAAAUGGGCCUUGUUUGGGGCGUCUCUCUACGCUCCUGUCGCGGUUCGCCUGGCCGUCGUCAAGGUAUCACAGGCACGUUGCGCUUGCUGCUUUGCGCAGAUCCUCCUGUGGAGGCCCCAGAUCACCCACAGGGACUUGGCAGAAUGGACAAGACCUGCGAACUGAAACACAAAAUGCUGGACAGCCCUUUGGGGAAGCUCGAGAUAGCCGGCUGUGAGCAAGGCCUGCAUGGGAUAUGGCUUCCCCGCGAGAAGACGCCCAGAGCUGACGGCGUGGAGGCCCCAGCCCCUCCUGAGGCUCUCAGCGGUCCGGAGGGAAUGACGGAGCCCCUUGUGCAGUGCGCAGCCUGGCUGGACGCCUAUUUCCACGAACCCAGGGCCAUCGGUGAGCUCCCCUUACCGGCUCUUCACCACCCCGUUUUCCAGCAAGCCCUAUUCAUUAAAGAUGCCUGUAGCCAAGGUCACCGGCAGCCCCUGCGUGCCACAGGGCUUGGCAUUCUGAGCAGCAGCUGGGGGGUGGUUCCUCAACGCUGCGGGACGUGGACAGCUAGCAUGAUCACCGCCUGGCCCACGGCUGCUGCUUCCUUCUUUGUCCCGGCUGAAGUUGGAAAAUAAGCAGCCAGACAAAAGGUUUCCAAAUUCGUUCACCAGACAGGUGUUAUGGAAGCUGCUGAAGGUUGUGAAAUUCGGGGAAACGGUUUCUUACCAGCAAUUAGCAGCCCUGGC